This is a messenger RNA of Phycomyces blakesleeanus NRRL 1555(-), 453 nucleotides long. RefSeq lists its product as hypothetical. The transcript has 3 exons. Lineage: Eukaryota; Fungi; Mucoromycota; Mucoromycetes; Mucorales; Phycomycetaceae. Bases 1 to 453 code for a protein of 150 amino acids. The record is from RefSeq and is a predicted model, not a curated record.
AUGAAACUUUACUUGCUGCUACUUUCGGUAUCUGUCUGUGUGUGUGUGCUUUAUCAACUCUCUGAGAUCAAUAUCUCUAGCAGCUUCCAGAGUUCAUCCCCCUUGGCUACUGGAAAGUCAAGUACUCUGAAGCAAAAUUUUAGAGCUGUCAGUAAGCAAUAUAUACCAACUAUAUUAGCAGUUAGUUUUCUACGGUUAUUUUUCGACAUUGAAGGCUUGGCGGAGGAUGUGUCAUUUGUAGCUUUAACGUCAUUGUCGUGGUACAAACUGACAUUUACCCAUGAAAAAUCCAACAGCAUAAGCAAGAUAAGUGAUACAAACGUGUCAUUUUACUUUAGUCAUUGUGGGGUCGGGUUUCCUACAGCGACAAUGCUUAGAUCUGUGCAACUUAACCCCGAUUGUAAUACAGAGGUCUCUAUCAAUGGAAUGAUGAUUAGGCUUCUCAAUGAAUAG